Messenger RNA from Clupea harengus (Atlantic herring), 2226 nucleotides. RefSeq lists its product as uncharacterized. Gene Ontology annotation, biological process: regulation of transcription by RNA polymerase II. The record is from RefSeq and is a predicted model, not a curated record. Gene Ontology annotation, cellular component: nucleus. Gene Ontology annotation, molecular function: DNA-binding transcription factor activity, RNA polymerase II-specific; RNA polymerase II cis-regulatory region sequence-specific DNA binding. Lineage: Eukaryota; Metazoa; Chordata; Actinopteri; Clupeiformes; Clupeidae. The transcript has 5 exons. The coding region runs from base 334 to 858 and encodes 174 amino acids.
AGCGCUUCGUAGUCGUGGCUCGGGUGUAAUGUCACUUUUCAUUUACUUUUGGGUUAACAGUGUGAGUGGUGUGAAGAGGUAGAUACAGUCGUAAAUUAAAUAAUGAAAUGUAGAACAAAUAUAUAAAAUGCAAAACGAAAACAAACUUAAAAACGAAGGGACAAACUAAGUGGGCCAGCCGUUCGUUGUUUUCAGAACUGGUGCUUUGAGCACCGGGGACAAUCUAUGGACUAAGAUAGCACAGUCUCAAAAACGGAAUUAAAUGAAAUAAUCAGCAAGUUUUAUAUCAUAGUCAAAAAUGGAAAGGGUGAAUCGUAUGGAUUCAGCGGUUUUAUGGGUCUGCGAGCAGGGCUCAACAGAUACCUGUGUGAGUCCCCGCUGUCGUGGUGUUUAGUGAAGGACCGUGAAUUUAUGUCCAGCAACGAUCUCAUGGACAUGCAAAGAAACUCCAAAGAGGUCUCCUCCAGCCAGUGCACAACCAGGACCAGUCGGACGAAAAUUUCUUUAAACAUGUGGAGGGCAAUGCUGAAACUGACCUCUUUGAGUCUAACUGCAAUGGGGGAUACGCCAUACCUGCUCAGGUGCCUCUGGGGCAUGUGGUUGAAUCCUGGGAGACACCAGAGGCCGGUGUUACAAUUAAAACUGAAGAUGCCCAAGAUGAGGAGAUUAAAUCGCUUGGUUGGAAACCCUAAUCCCUCACCAGUGGAGAGCAUCACUCCAGCUUCACCCUGCAGACCUACUACUGAUGACGAGCACGUUCCUUUCUUAACGGAGUCCCAGAUGAUGGACCGCGUUCGGGCAAGAGCUCUUCAAGCGGGACGAGUUGGGCGUCCUGGUGCGCGAGGUCCAGGCCCGUGACCACAGGCUCUUCGGCAAAUGGCUGCUGUCUGCUGAGAUUCGGCGAGCGUGGAAGGAGGUGGUGGCGGCGGCAGCACUCAACCGCGAGCGCCUCGGCCCUGCCAGGACUGCCUACGGCUGCCAGAAACGCUUCAAUGAUUUGAGGAGGCGCAGCAAGAUGAAGGUGGUCAACGAAGGGAGCACAGAGCCAUGGCCACAUCCAGGUGAAAGCCCAGAGAAUACACACACAGUCACACCAGCCGCAGCUGAACCCGAACCAGCAACCACACCAACACUCAGACCCACACCGACACCUCCACCAGCUCCCGCACCCGCACCAACACUCAAAACACCACCUGCAGCAGCUCCCCCGCCCACACCAAUAUCUGCACUAGCAACUGCACCCACACCAACACUAACACUUUCACCUAUACCAACCUUCGAACCCAUACUAACACUCACACCCAUGUUAACACUUGAACCCAGACCAACCCUUGCACUCGCAAGGUGCACCGGUACCAACGCUCACAUCUGCACAAGUAUUGGCACCCACACCAGCUGUACCAACACUAGCACCAACACACAACACACCGGCACCAACACACAACACACCGGCACCAAGGCCUGCAUCAGCAACUGCUCCAACACCCACACCAUCACCUGUACUCUCUGGGGAGCCUGUAGCUGGAGCAAACAGCAGGACCGCCGGAGUCAAUCCCCCAGCAGCCUUGAGCACCACGGGUGCUCCGUGUCCGUCGCGGAGUUGGUGGAAGCAGGAGCUGCUGGAGGUGCAGGGCGAGGGCCUGGAGGUGCUGCAGAGGGAGGUGGGAGCUCUGCGCCGUGGCCUGGACACGCGCCUCCGCCGGAUGGAGAACCGCUCGUACCCCCUCCUGCUCUCCAACGCCACGGAGUGCAACUCCACCCCUGACACCACCACUCCGCUGCACACCGACACGCCCCCCAGAACACCAAGGGGCAGAGCUGUGGUGGAACGGCCAACCACCAGCCAAUCCCGUGCUUCUUCAAAGGGGUGUGCAGUCCGCACCUGCAAACGCAAAAGAGGGAGACACACCUAGCAAUGUGAUCCACUGAAACUGAGACAUAAAACAGCUUUUACAAGUGUUGGUACUCCUGGAAUUUGUCCAUUGUGUUUGACUUUAAUCAAGAACUUGUGUGUGUAAUGUUAUCUUGGUGGCUCUCGUGAAGACGGUAUUAGUAUUUAUGCACAGUUGCACCCACAUUUGUUCAGCACCUGCUCACUAGCCAAGGUACCUAUAUUAUUCUAGUGCCUAUGUGAGGCUGGUACCCAUUGUCCCUACAUAAGCUAGGUUAAUGAGCUAGGUUAUCAGUUUUUCUUUCAUUCCACAUUUUUGAACUAUUAUCACAUUG